Molecule: messenger RNA, 5077 nt
Organism: Periophthalmus magnuspinnatus
Lineage: Eukaryota; Metazoa; Chordata; Actinopteri; Gobiiformes; Gobiidae
Gene: kita
Product: KIT proto-oncogene, receptor tyrosine kinase a
Exons: 21
Coding region: 310-3300 (996 amino acids)
Biological process (GO): positive regulation of cell migration; protein phosphorylation; Fc receptor signaling pathway
Cellular component (GO): signaling receptor complex
Molecular function (GO): ATP binding; transmembrane receptor protein tyrosine kinase activity; cytokine binding
Source: RefSeq, a predicted model, not a curated record
GCGCACAGCAGAGCGACACACGGGACUAAACUGGUACCUGUUCAUACUGUUUCCCUCUUGGCGCCACUUCAUCUCACCUCACCAUGUUUACGCACAGGCAGUUCACCUCUCCGCUGCUUCGACCUCUGCUUUUGUCACAAGUUGAGCAUUUGCACCUUUAAACGCUGUUGUGGACUCCUCAUAGAACUUCUCCACAAGUGAAGCGCGCUGCCAACGCCACUACACAGGAGCACAGGACGAGAGAAAGCCGGACACUCGGAGCAGAGAGCCGCUGGCGCACCUCCUCGUUAAACCCAUGGAAUAAUCACUAUGGAAUACCACUGGAUACUCUUGUCUGUCUUUCUACACUUAACCUUUCACCCAGGUGACACCAAGCCUUCUAUCACCCCCGCCACCUCCAACCUGGUCAUCCACUCUCACCUCACCCUCGGGACGUACCUGGUGGUCGGACUCAACAAGCCCUUUGGCCUGCAUUGCCAGGGCGACAAGGUGAUGCACUGGAAGAGAGACGGCCGUUCUAAAAUGCGUAAUGAGGUACGGGUGGAUGGGAUGUCCACGGUGCACUUCCAGCGAGCUCUCAUCUCCCACACGGGACGCUACAUCUGCUCAGAGGAGCUGUCCGGGCUCCAAACAUCUAUCUAUGUCUUUGUCAGAGAUCCUGACAAUCCCUUCAGAAAAUCAUUGGUGGAUAAUUUAUUGGUGCGAGAAGGAGAUACAGUGACGAUUCCCUGCUUGGCGACGGAUCCGAGUUUGGAGAAGUUGCACCUACAAUCUUGCUCUGAUAAAGGCCUCGCCACUGGUCUACAAUACAGCACAAGUCUGGAGUUGGGUAUCACCAUCUACAACACACAGAAGGAGUACGGUGACUGCUACGUCUGCAAAGGAACACUGGCAGACAAGGAGGUCCAGUCCAUAAACUACCACCUCACUGUAAAACCAGUACCCCGUGCUAAGCCUGUGAUUGACAUGCACGCUCCAAAGCGCAUCAUCCUCAUCCGCGGAGAGAACCUGUCCCUCAGCUGCAACACUUCCAACGUCGACAGUGACAUCCAGCUCAAAUGGCUGACCCCGCCUGGCUCGCAACCGGGAGAGGUGAGCUCUAAAUCCAGUAUUGAGCCGGAGCCGAUCGAAUAUGUGUGCAGCGUCACCCUAAACAUCACGAACGCGACGCCUCAGGACACGGGCCGGUACCAGUGCGAGGCAGAGAACGAGAAGGGGGUCAGCUCACAGUCGCUCUGGCUCGAUGUUUAUGAAAAGGGUUUUAUUAACAUCACGCCGCAGAUGAACAGGACCCAUCACGUUCGCUCAGGGGAGAGUCUGACACUGAAAGUGGACAUGGAGGCCUACCCCAAACCACGCAGCUUCUCCUGGUCCUUCAGAGAGUUCGGCCUCCGCAACACCACAGACCAUGUCAUCACCACAUACUCCCAUCAGUACAGGUUUGUGAGUGAGCUGCGGCUAGUGCGGUUGAAGAUCGCGGAAAGCGGUGUCUACACUUUCAAAGCGACAAAUGGACACACUUCAGUAAACCAGUCAUUCACCAUCUUUGUAAUCAGUAAACCAGAGAUUGUUUCACACAUGGGGCCAGUGGAUGGUCAAGUACGCUGCGUCGCUGAAGGUUUCCCCGCUCCACAGAUCACAUGGUUCUACUGUGAACAGUCUUAUGUGAGGUGUUCGCAGCAGGUGAAUGCAACUCAGGAGGAGCAGAACGUCAUGACUGUGACCCUGUUCAGUCCUCUGUUUGGAAAGACAGAGGUGGAGAGCCGUGUGAACAUUAGCCGUGGACGCUUCAGCACGCUGGAGUGUGUGGCCACAGUGGAGGGAGAGCAGGCUUACAUGCUCUUCUCUAUCAGCGAGAAGACAGUCCCUCAUGGUUUAUUCACCCCCUUGCUUAUUGGCACAGCAGCAGCAGCAGCUGUCCUCUGUCUGGUUCUCAUUGCACUCUUCUACAAGUAUCUACAGAAACCCAAGUAUCAGAUCCAGUGGAAAGUUAUCGAGGGCAUCCAUGGAAACAACUAUGUGUAUAUUGACCCCACUCAGCUACCAUACGAUCACCAGUGGGAGUUUCCACGGAAUAACCUGCGAUUUGGAAAGACUUUGGGAUCUGGAGCCUUUGGGAAAGUGGUAGAGGCAACAGCGUAUGGUUUAUCCAAAGCAGACUCUGUCAUGACAGUGGCUGUGAAGAUGUUAAAAUCAAGCGCCCAUUCCACAGAGAAAGAAGCGCUGAUGUCUGAGCUGAAGGUUCUGAGUUACCUGGGGAACCACAUGAACAUUGUCAACCUACUUGGAGCAUGCACUGUGGGAGGCCCCACGUUGGUGAUAACAGAGUACUGCUGCUUUGGAGACCUGCUCAACUUCCUACGUAAAAAACGAGAAUUCUUCAUCUGCUACAAGAACGAGGAGGACUGCUACUACCGAAACGUGGUGCUGCAGCAAGAGGCCACGGGUAAGGGUGACAGCUUGAACGGCUACAUGACCAUGAGGCCUUCUGUCGCUGGCACGCACCCGCUCACGUCCGAGAAGAGGCGCUCGAUACGGAAAGGUGGCUCCUACAUUGAGGCAGAUGAAGAAAGCGAGAUGUUUGAAGAAGAUGGUCUGUCCCUGGACACUGAGGACCUCCUGAGCUUCUCCUAUCAGGUCGCCAAAGGCAUGGAGUUCCUGGCUUCCAAAAAUUGCAUCCAUAGAGAUCUGGCAGCCCGAAACAUCCUCCUCACACAGGGAAGAGUGACUAAGAUCUGUGACUUUGGUUUGGCCCGGGACAUCACUACAGACUCCAACUAUGUGGUGAAGGGGAACGCGCGUUUGCCAGUGAAGUGGAUGUCUCCAGAAAGUAUCUUUGAAUGUGUCUAUACUUUUGAGAGUGAUGUGUGGUCUUAUGGCAUCUUGCUCUGGGAAAUCUUCUCUUUAGGAAAUAGCCCGUAUCCAGGGAUGCCUGUAGAUGCCAAGUUCUACAAAAUGAUAAAAGAAGGAUACAGGAUGGAUGCUCCAGAAUUUGCUCCCAAUGAAAUGUAUCAGAUUAUGCGAUCGUGCUGGGACCCUGACCCCGUCAAAAGGCCCCCCUUCAGGAAGGUCGUGGAGAGGAUCGAGCAGCAGCUGUCUGAUGCCACUAAACAUAUUUAUCUGAAUUUUAGCUCGAGGUUCACACUGACGCCGAGAUCUACAGAGAAGCCGGGCUCCCAAAGUCCCGGCCUGGUCCACACUGUUAACUCUCCGAAUAACAAUGACCCCCAGACACAGCCCUUACUGGUCCAGCAUGAGGUCUUCCUGGAGGGAACUACUCUGACAGCCCAGCGCGUUUAGCACCGGACAUCCCACCAUGGCUGUCCCAUAAAGUGCCUGUUAAAAAAGAAAAUUCCUCCUCCAACGCCCACCGCUAUGCCCGCUCACUGCUUUGGUACCUGUGGUGUUAUUGCCAGAGAUGAGACAGAGGCAAAACAGACCAAGAUCUGUGGCUUUUAUUGUGCGUGUUACAUUACAGCCUGCUUGGUACCGGGAGGACAUUUAACAGACUAUAUUUGCUCCCUUGUUUUGGGGUUUGGCACAAAGAGGUGGAAAAGCUCCUCCAAAACUUUCAACUAUCACAUUUAUGACUUUUUUUAUUUGUCAGUUACAGUUUCCUUACACAUUUCAUAAACCAUAUUUUGUUUCUAUUGUUUUUUUUUCUUUUUAUGUUGGGUUCUGUUACUUUACACUGUUUCUGCCAUGCAUCCAUGUAGCACUUGAUACUGGUUGCAAUUCUCUGAGGAAAUUAAGCACUCAAGGCACUUCAUCGAACUUUCCACAUAAUUUUUCACACCACGAAAUGCAGCUUUCUGUUAAGUUUUUUCUUUGUCAUCAGUAUUAUUUUCACCUGUUCAGUUCUGUUAAAAUGAAGGACAUAACAGUAUAUUUGGGGGCCAAUUCCUUUGAAAUAAUGAUAAAAAUACUAGUAUAUAAGCUAUUAGACAGGGAGAGCAGACAUGCUGGUGUACCUAAACAUAGCAAAUUCAUUUGUAACUUAUAUGGAUUAGUCUACCAAAUGUCAAUGUCUUAAAAUGUAUGUUUUAGAUUUGGUACGCUAGCUUCAAGUGUGUGCUUGUUGACAUUUUAGUGGGUGGCAAAGCAAAGAUGGAGAUUAACUUUUGGAGUUUUGUACAGUUUUUAAAUUAGCACUGUACUGACACCGGUAUAUGACUAUUGUUUACAAAAGGCACUAAACCAGACGGUACUGCCAUUUUGAGAUGAGUUUCCCUUUCAUUUCAACACAAUGAUGAAGGAAACUUUUGUGUAGAUAGAUUGUGUAGAUUCGUACUAUAAAGUUGAUACAAUCAGGGUCAUGUGAAUGCCAUUUUAAAGUGGACUGCAGUGAGGACUGGUAAAGCUACAGGGGUCCAAGCCACAACACUUGGUUUAGUGUCGGUCUUAUUGUUAUCCGGCCAGUAGCAGUUUUCCCAAUUUUCUCCAGCUGUUUCCUGGCCCAGCUUUGGGGCUUGAGGACCUCUAUGUUCAUAGGACUUCCCCAUUGGUGGAUGUAAGUGUCCUGUAUGUGUGGAUAGACCUAUAUAGUGUGUGUAUGCAAGUGUAUUACAAGUGUUAUAAGGUUUAAAGAGGUGCCACUCCUUAUCAUUGUAUAGGAACCCACAGUCUCUAUUCUACAGUCAAUGUAAAUAUUAAUGUACGUAUUAUAUUUUAAGUUGAUGCUUUUUGACAAAUUAAGAUAUGGUACAUUGGUGCAGAACAUUUGAUGCUGUAUUUUCUUAGCCUAAAUGCUUUCAGAAAUUUUGAUUGUAACUGGAGGCGCUCCCUGUGUGUCAGUCACCAUGGAAACUUAACAAAAAAUCACAAACUUUUGGCAAUUUUCUUGACUUUAACCGUGGCAGCGCUUGCAUCGGUCUGGUUAUAAUGAGGCUCACUAUCACUGUCUAAAGACACAGUGAAACAAGACAAUUUUUCUUGUGACAGUUUCCUCCUCCUCCUCCUCCUUCUCCUCCUUCCUUGCAGAGGCUUUAUAUUUAUUUAACCUGAGGCUUUAGUGACACUGUGUACAUUUGAUGUGAUGCUAUUAAAUGUGUCAAUGUAAAUAAAAGUGUUACAUUUA